CUACCCAAAUCAUCGUCUACCCAAACAAGGAUUCGGGCGCCCUCGCGCCCACGUGGGGGUCUUGCUUGGAAGAUCAAAACUCAAAUCUCACCUUCUAUUCGUUUUUCUAGAAUCUGUUCGAUGUGAUUUCGCAGGAUACCAAUGUUUGACUCGAUGUUGGUCACUUCCUGAGCUGUUUGGGGGUCUUUGCUGAGCUGGAUUAGCUGAGAACAGAGGGAAAUUGGUCGUUUGAAAACGAAAAUCCACUAGCGUGAGCCCCAAAUGGUAGAAUUUGCGACGUGGCCUAGAAAUGUGCAAAACUUGGCCACCAAAAAAUGUGUUAUAUAAUUCUUUCUUUCAAAGUUUCGAGUAUGCACAAAAAGCUUAGUUUUACCAGUGGCUGAGUUUUUGACACUUUCUAGACCACGUGCAAUCUAAACCCCAUUCUAAACGUAAAAAAACUUACCAACUCAUAGACAAUCUUCUGAUAAUGAUCAAUUGUAGAGAAUGGGGAAAUCGUUUUGUGUGGUGUUGUCAUUCUAACAUAGCCUGUAGAAUUUUUUGUUUGUAAAUUGAAAAAAAUUAUAUUGUGAGAGAACGGAAAUGCUAUUUCGAAUGUAGAAAAAUAAAAAGAACCAAUAGAGAAAAGUAAAAAUAUUUUUUGGAAAAGCUACAAAGCUCCCCUCUUUAUCAGUAACAGUUGAAACAAAAAACAAGAAAAAAAUAAAUUGAGAAACUCAAAAAUACUGAAGUACGAGUAUGUUUCAUUUACUGAUGCAAUAAGAUUGUUGAUGUGAUAUCUAUUUGAUGAUAAAGAAAACGUUAGAAAACAAUGAAAACUUUCUGGCUUUCUAAAAACAUUUUCCAAGAGAUUCGCAAAUUGACAACACAUUUUGCUCUUUUUUUGUAAUUUCGAAAAAUGUUCAACACACGUUUUUGGAAAUUUUUUGGAAGUGGCAGAGCUGUGUACGAGACACAUGUGUUGAAACACACAUUGAAAAAUGGAGGCCGGGGAUAACCUCUUCCACGGUUAUGCUUUGCAGCUCGUGUACUCCCCGAGGAGAAGAUUUUCUUUAUGUCUUUGCGAAUUGAUUGAUUUUUGGCUAUUUUUGGAAACAUUUUUAGUAUUCAACAUCAAAAAAGUAGUAGCUCAGAAAAAGGCUUUUGUACUUACUAUUCAAAACCUAUCGAGGGAUAUAUUGGUAAUUUUAAUUAUGAACCCAAAAAAAUUACCGAAAGGCAACAUUUUUUUUUCUACAAAAAUUGUAAAAAUUCUUUGUAAAAAAGGCACAAGGAAAUUAGUAAGGAAAUUUUUUUUAAAGCAAAAAUUGCAGGAGGUUCAAGGACAUUUAAAACUUAAAGAGUCAAGAAAUGGGAGGAGUCAAUUUGCGGGCUUUUAGAAGGGUUACUUGUUUUUUCACACAAUUUUCAUCUUAAUCAAUUUUUUUUAUUUUUCACAAAAAAUUUAAAUUUAAUUCCCGUGAAAUGAUUUUUGAAACACGUUGAAAUUAUAUUAUCUUAAGUUUCAUCUACCACGUUCCACAGAAAAAAAAUCAAUAGAGAAUGUCAUUUGGAAAAUUCAAUCAUUCCUAUUUUACUUGCUUUCGCAAAAUCGACGAUUUUGAAGGGUCACUCAAAUGGAAACAGAUAAAAAGUCGUCCGAUUCGAAAAAGAAAAAAGUUGGACUUCCGAAGCUAAAGUCUUCGGAAUCGGAUAACAAUGUGAUAUCGAAAAAGGCAAAGAAGAAGGAUGCGACCGGUGGUGGGAAGGUUGUCCGCCUUCUCGGCAAUCGUACGGUCUACCAUCUUCCCGUCGAGGAACUUGCUCGCUGCUCUCAGCUGGUCAAGCAACAGCAAACCGCCGGAAACCCGAUGUCAACGGUCGACUUGCACCGCUUCAGCGAUCAAUCGAUAAUGGCUUUCGUGAAUUAUGUGCAGAACCAGGAGAUCAAGUCCGAUCUGACAUACUAUGCGAUCACCGAGCUGGUCACGCUGGCGCACACCUUCCAGAUGAAGGAGUUGAAGAUGUAUCUGGAAGAUAGCAUAGUCGAAGCGGCCAAGUCCUCCGAAGCAGAUCUUCUCCAGACGAUGAUCGUCUGCGACGUGGCCCAUGUCAACCCGGACACUGAAAAAUCUCUGCAAAACUUUGCCAUCGAAAGCAUUGAGAAGCUUGUAGCUCUUCCAGAUUUUCACAAAGUUCCGUUCCACCAACUUUAUCAAAUCCUGUCAAGCUGCGAACUGGUGGUCACACACGAGAUGUUUGUGGCCGAUGUGAUCCUUCUAUGGCUGAAUGGGCAAAAUCAUGUGAACGCUUUUGCGCCAUCGUUGUUGUCCUGUAUUCGCACAAAAUUCCUGAGCCCCGUCGAUCGCACCAUCAUCAUUGAACGCAUGAACCAGCUGAACAUGCCCACGAAGCUAGUCCGUUUGGCCACCAAAAUGCUCGAAUCGACGAACAAUCAACGUGUCUGUCUGGACCCUGGUCAUAUUAAGAAGAACUUGGGGAGAUGUGGAGCAAACAUGAACACAGCUCCAUUUAAUGCUCAUUCGUCUCUUCCUCUCAGUCGGCCAGCGUUCAAUAUGAAGAUGAAAAAGUGCAAGGAGCCGAAAGCCAAGCCAACUUUUGAUCCAGCCACUGCUCAACGAGUCAUUGAUCUGAUCAACACCGACCCGAAAACUGUGAAAACCGAACGUAGUGUCGAGAAAAACAAGUUCAAGAAGAAGCAGAAGGAGGAGAAAAAGGCGAAGAAACAGAUAUCGAAGAGCACGAAGAAAAAGUCAAAGUGUGCUUGUAUAGAGUACGUCAAGAACAAGCUCACUGAGAAAAAGAAGAAAAAUCCAUUCAAGGAUCCGAAUGCUGUGAAGGUUAAGCCGCCUGGAACGAAUAGCAAAAUAUCCGAAACAAGCACCAAAUCCACAGCGGUCAUCUCCAAAAUGUCUUCUCUAUCGAAAAUCCAGCCCACUUCAACUCUUGAGAAAAACCUGCACAAACGAAGAACCGGCAAGCGUACCAAGAUCCAAGGAGCUAUCAAGCUUUCCAAAUCACAGUCGGAACAGAACAUUAGUAGCUCGAAGAGCAAAUCGGCAUCACGCAGUGGAAGCAGAAGCAAGAGAUCGGAGAAUAGUACUAGAAGUGGAGUCUGAAGAGCCACUGGAAAAUGAAUUUGAAAUUCUUGAAAU
Molecule: messenger RNA, 3155 nt
Organism: Caenorhabditis elegans
Lineage: Eukaryota; Metazoa; Nematoda; Chromadorea; Rhabditida; Rhabditidae
Gene: C27D8.2
Product: BACK domain-containing protein
Exons: 8
Coding region: 1617-3119 (500 amino acids)
Source: RefSeq, marked reviewed